Molecule: messenger RNA, 768 nt
Organism: Merops nubicus (carmine bee-eater)
Lineage: Eukaryota; Metazoa; Chordata; Aves; Coraciiformes; Meropidae
Gene: PRR16
Product: proline rich 16
Exons: 1
Biological process (GO): positive regulation of cell size; positive regulation of translation
Source: RefSeq, a predicted model, not a curated record
GUGGUUGACCAGAUUGACACGCUGACGUCCGACCUCCAGCUGGAGGAUGAGAUGACAGACAGUUCCAAAACGGACACGCUCAACAGCAGCUCCAGCAGCACAACAGCCUCCAGCCUGGAGAAAGUCAAGGUGCAGGGUAGUGCACCACUCAUCAAGCCACCUGCACACCCUUCAGCUAUCCUCACUGUGCUGCGGAAGCCGAAUCCACCCCCGCCUCCGCCACGACUGACGCCCGUCAAGUGUGACGAGCCUCCAAGGUUGCCUCCUUCAGCCAACCCUCUCAAGACUAAUGGCACCCUACUGCGAAAUGGGGGUUUGCCCGCUGGGCCCAACCGCAUCCCGAACGGAGAUAUGUGCUGUAUACCGAACAGUAAUUUGGAGAAAGUUGCCAUGCACCCUCUGAUGCACAGACCUGAGAAAAAAGAGCGGUGUCCUCAGCCAGGAGCAAGGGAACGGGUACGAUUUAGUGAAAAAGUGCAGUACCAUGGCUAUUGUCCGGACUGUGAUGUUCGGUAUAACAUUAAAAACAGGGAGGUGCAUUUGCACAGUGAGCCUGUCCGUGUUGUGGGAAAGCUGCCACACCAGUGCCCUCUUUUACCACCUCCACCACCACCACCUCCGCUGCCUCCGUUUCCUCUGGAAAACGGAGGGUUCGGGAUAAGUCCCAGUAAUAGCUUUCCUCCUCCGAGACCUGCUACUGUGCCUCCACAAACUGCACCAAAACCCCAGAAGACCAUCUUAAGAAAAUCAACCACUACAACAGUGUGA